AUGGCGAGAAUACGUUGGUUAUCUAGAACUUCUAGAAUCGUUGCAUUGUGCAGUUUAGCGAAUUUCAUUAAUAGCGCUGACAGAGUUAUUAUGCCCAUAGCAAUCGUACCGAUGACCGAUAUAUUCGGAUGGAGUUUACAUGCACAGGGAUGGAUUUUAUCGGCCUUUGCGUUCGGUUACUUUACUAGUCAAUUACUCGGUAGCUUUUGGGCUACUAAAGUAGGAGCUAAAAGCGUGCUGCUAUGCAGCGUAUUGUUAUGGAGCAUCGCAACGUUUGUUACGCCAUUAUUAGCCGGAAGUUUCAUAUCUCUCGUAAGUUGCAGAAUUGUACUUGGAUUCGCCGAAGGAUUGGGAUUACCUACGAUCUUUCAUCUGUUUGCUCAUAACAUACCCGUCGAAGAAAGAUCUCGAGCGUUCUCUUAUUUGCUCGCCUCCGGCUCUGUAGGACAAACAGUAGCAUCGGUUCUGUGCCCGCAUCUCUCGUGGGAAGCGUGCUUCUACUGGUUCGGAUCUUUAGGCCUGCUGUGGUUAAUCCUGUGGAACUUUUCCUACCCGGGCGACAGCUACGCUACCGAAGAAACCCUGCCCCUGCACAUGCCGAAGGUGAUAAACCACAGCAUUCGCUGGGCGGAUUUCGUAUUCAGCAAACACCUGUGGGCGAUCUACGUGGCUCACUUCGCGAUGAAUUGGUCCUCUUACAUCAUUAUGCAGUGGUUACCUACUUACCUGUCGAGGUAUCUGGGCGCGAACUCUCACAGUUUGAGCCUGACCGCUGUUCCUUACAUCGUGAAUUCCAUAUUCGGCGUGAUUAGCGGGCACGUGGCCGAUGGAUUGCUGGGAAGCAAAAAUUGGUCCGUAUUGAACGUUAGAAGGCUCAUGACUAGCAUUGGGUUGAUUGGACCGGCGUUGUUCCUGGCUAUAUUCUGCGUGGUGGAUCACCUGGCGUUCGCUCUCAUUCUCGUUAGCAUUUCGAUGGGGCUAUCGGCCAGCAAUUCGGCGGGGCAUUUGAGCAAUCACGUGGAUAUAGCGCCGAAUUACGCGGGCACCACGUUCGCUAUAAGCAAUACUAUAGCUACUGUUCCGGGUAUACUUUGCGGACCGGUCACGGCCAGUUUAGUGACUUACUCGGACGGCAAGUGGAUGUCCGUGUUUCUCAGUGCUACUUUCAUAAACUUGACUGGUGCUUUCAUAUACUUUACAAACAGUGUUGCUACGCAGGUUCUGUGA
Molecule: messenger RNA, 1227 nt
Organism: Phyllotreta striolata
Lineage: Eukaryota; Metazoa; Arthropoda; Insecta; Coleoptera; Chrysomelidae
Source: the annotation of a GenBank genome assembly